Molecule: messenger RNA, 948 nt
Organism: Falco peregrinus (peregrine falcon)
Lineage: Eukaryota; Metazoa; Chordata; Aves; Falconiformes; Falconidae
Product: olfactory receptor 52I2-like
Exons: 1
Coding region: 1-948 (315 amino acids)
Biological process (GO): G protein-coupled receptor signaling pathway
Cellular component (GO): membrane
Molecular function (GO): G protein-coupled receptor activity; olfactory receptor activity
Source: RefSeq, a predicted model, not a curated record
AUGGCUUCUGAUCCCUUCAACCACCCCAACAGCAGCUCCUCUUCUUUCAUCCUCGUGGGUGUUCCCAGCUUGGAAGCUUUCUCCACCUGUCUGGGCAUCCUUUUCUGCUCAGCCUAUAUCAUCACCUUGGUAGGAAAUGGUGUAGUUUUGCUCGUCAUUGGGUUGGACAGCUCCCUGCGUGACCCCAUCCACUGCUUCCUGGGCAUGUUGGCAGUCGUUGAUGUGAUGAUGGUAACAUCCAUUGUCCCUAAGAUGCUGAGUGUAUUCUGGCAGAACUCUACUGAGAUUGGUUACAUGGCCUGUUUUGUUCAGAUGUUCCUUGUUCACUUCACAACAUCAGAGGAGUCGGGAGUGCUGCUGGCCAUGGCUGUUGACCGUUAUGUUGCAAUUUGUCACCCCCUCAGGUACCAAGCCAUCUUGAAUCACCAAACAAUUGCCCAAAUAGGCCUGGCCAUUGUAGUGAGAGCUCUCCUUUUCAUGGUCCCCUUAACAGGGUUAGUGACAAAUCUCCCCUAUUGCCGUUCCCAUGUGGUUCCCCAUUUGUACUGUGAGCACAUGGCCAUGGCAAAGCUGGCAUGUGCAGACCCCAGGCCCAGCAGGCUUUACAGUGUGGUUGGGUCCUCUCUUAUAGUAGGGAUGGACAUGGCUUUCAUUGCUGUGUCCUAUGGGAUGAUCUUUAAAACUGCCCUGCAGAAGAAAUCCUGCUGGAAGGCCUUCCGCACCUGUGGGUGUCAUAUCUCUGUGAUGCUGCUGUAUUACAUCCCUGGGAUAGUCUCCAUAUAUGCACAGCAGUUUGGCAGCAGCAUAUCUGUGCAUGUACAGGUUCUGCUGGCUGAUUUUUACCUGACCCUCCCCACCAUGCUGAACCCCAUCAUUUACAGCAUGAGGACCAAGCAGAUCCGGCAGGCAGUGCUCAAAAUGCUUUUUUUCAGGAAGGUUCAUGCCUGA